AUGGGAAGGGAAGACAAGAAGACACACGCGAUCAUGACCUCCCACGCCUUGACACUACCGCUCGAGCAGCGCAUAGCACACACCGACACCAUCAAGUUCCGCACUUUGACAGAUGCUCACUCAGGCCCAGGAUCCUUGCAAUUCGGAGCCCUGCUCGAGACGGAAGCACUGAGCAACAACUUGAUCUUCUUUCACUGCGGCAUCAUCAGCCCAAACAGCGGUAUCGGACAGCAUUUCCACAACCAAUGUGAGGAAAUGUUCGUCAUCCUAGACGGCGAAGCACAGUUCACUAUCGAUGGCAGGACAUCUCUCAUCAAAGGUCCAGCAGGUGCUCCUUGUCGAAUGGGACAUUCGCAUGCUAUAUACAAUCCCACCGACAAGCCUAUCAAAUGGCUGAAUAUCAAUGCCGGGAUGUCGAAAUGCUACGAUGCGUUCGAUAUGUUUGAUUCAAGAGAGAAUGUUUCUCUGGACCCGAUACCGCAAUUCAUGACGAUGAGCCUAGAUCGUGCUCUCCUCAAGCCCUCCAAGCAGACCAAGGGCUCGCGUAGUGCUGUACAGUACCGCCGGGCCCUCUACCCAACAGUCUUUCUGACCCCCUGGGCAUAUGUGGAUCACUUUCUGCUAGAACCAGGCGCAUCGAUUGGACCGCAAACGCUAUCAGAUCUCACGGAAGUCUAUUAUGUUAUGUCUGGGACUGGCGAGGUCACGAUCGAUGAUCAGACUAAUCAGAUCAAGGUCGGCGACGCAAUACCGGUUGACUUGAGUCAGACGAUGUCGGUUCGAGCGAGUGAGCAAGAACAGCUGGAACUGCUGGUGGUAGGUGUGGCGAAAGAUAUGGCUACCAAGGCUGCUAUGAUGGCUACGCCGCCUCAAUAUGCCAAGGAUGCAAAGUAG
Messenger RNA from Recurvomyces mirabilis, 894 nucleotides. RefSeq lists its product as uncharacterized. Bases 1 to 894 code for a protein of 297 amino acids. The record is from RefSeq and is a predicted model, not a curated record. The transcript is spliced from 2 exons. Lineage: Eukaryota; Fungi; Ascomycota; Dothideomycetes; Mycosphaerellales; Teratosphaeriaceae.